Messenger RNA from Aphis gossypii (cotton aphid), 930 nucleotides. RefSeq lists its product as uncharacterized. The coding region runs from base 1 to 930 and encodes 309 amino acids. The transcript has 3 exons. NCBI's taxonomy places the organism in Eukaryota, Metazoa, Arthropoda, Insecta, Hemiptera, Aphididae. The record is from RefSeq and is a predicted model, not a curated record.
AUGCCAUUUAUAUUUAACUUCGCUGCACGGAAGUCCAUCAACAUAAGACUUGAUCCAUCGGACGUAUUUAACGUACAGAUAAUAACACCAUCGCGUUAUGUAAGCAUAACAAGUGACUUUUUGCGACGUAUUUACUCAUUGAUGGGAUAUAUUCUCUCAAUUAUAUCCGACCCAUCGGUUAAAAGUCGAGAGAGAAUUUUCCUCAAAGACGAAAUUAACACGCUGUCCAAAACUACUUAUCGUGGCGAAAAUAUGCUCGAAAUCGAGUCACAUCUCCGUCAAGGAUGUCACGUGCUUUUGAGCAGGCAAAAUCUACUAAGGCUUCAAGACAUGCAAUGGGCAAUCGACGAAUCAAUCGCGCGAAAAUCUAAUGUCGUACGAUGUGCGGUAAUGGAGCAAACUGACCUAAUUGCGUCAUAUUUAAGUAUGAACGUUUAUGUGGAAAAAACUGCGUAUAUUGAAGAAAUGAUUGCUGCCACCCGAAAUAUCCAUAAUAAUUUACACACAAUGAAUAUAAUACCGGAGAGUCAAUGCAGUUUUAUUAACCAGCUUAUAUUGUUUGCCAACAAACAAUUAGCAUUGUGUUGGUCGGCGAACGUUCACGCUAGCAGCGCGCAUUGUUUACCCAAUAGUGACAGCGGCGGCGGCGGCGGCAGCGGUGUUAACCGUGAUACCGCUUGGUCAGCGAACGUUGGAGAUACCACCUUGCAUUGUUUAGCCAAUAGCGAUGGUGGUUGCGGCACCGUUGUUAACCGUGGCGGCGGCGACGUCGGAGUUAGAGAGUUUAUCGGUUUCCAUGAGAAUAUCGACCCUACAUUAUUGUCAUUUAUGCAGUGUACCGAUAAUGCUGUAAUCUGUCCACUACAUUCAAUCAAUCGACCGUCAAGGAUACAAGGGGUUAGAAAGAAUGCCGGUCCCGUUAUAAGAUGA